Phytophthora nicotianae INRA-310 is the source of this 813-nucleotide messenger RNA. RefSeq lists its product as hypothetical. The record is from RefSeq and is a predicted model, not a curated record. The coding region runs from base 23 to 715 and encodes 230 amino acids. NCBI's taxonomy places the organism in Eukaryota, Oomycota, Peronosporomycetes, Peronosporales, Peronosporaceae. The transcript has 4 exons.
CGCUACCGAUUUUACGCUUGAAAUGUGGAUGAUUAAAAGAUACGCGAAGCGACGCUCUUCGACUGUCAUGGUGAUGCUCUUCUCUCUGUUGCUGCUGCUCCUCGACAGCGCCUUCAGUGCGCGUUCGCCACCUCAAUUGCCCCACCAGUUCCAAGCGGAGGUGCACGUUUUGUCGCAUCUUACCGAUCCUCGUCAGGAAUAUCCACCGUCAAUGGGUAGGAUGAAGGUCCAGUACGACUUUGACCAGCAACUCGCAAGAGCCGAGAUGCUGGAAGGAUACAACGCAGGUAAAACCUUCCUGCGACGAUAUGACCAAAAACAAGAAUUCAUGGUCAAGAGUGGAGAGUUUCGAAAGUGUGAACGUGCCUACUUGGGCGACGCCAUGCCAGUCCCAGAGAUCCCCUUUGCUCAGGAAUUUGUGGCUAUGGAAAGCGUGAGAGGGAAAGUCUGUGAACAUUGGGUGCACGCACAUGACAAUGUUCGCGUGCAUGUGUAUAGUGACGUCUCAACCAAUGUUCCGAUUCGGCUAACGGAAGAAAAUGUCAUUGAUGGGCAGCCAACGAUGCUGCAGACGUUUGACUUCCAUAACGUACACAUUGGGCCGCAAAAUGUGUCUAGCUUCGCAAUUCCAGACGGAUACGAACGAAGCGACUGUGCACGAAACGUGGGAGGUUUCCCCUACAUCCACGCUUUUCACUACUACCUACGAUUCUAAUUUUCAGAAUGCACGGAGUCGCGAUGAAUAAAUUGUUGCUUAUCGACACGCCUGGUCGACGUUCCAAACAAAAUGCACUUUACCACUUUUGCGUGUCA